CAUUGCCAGUUUUGACAGGGGAGGGUCAGUGCAGCCAGCCGGUAGUAGCUGAAGGAAUCUGUCCUUACACCGGGCUGCGAGUUACUCAGUGUGGGGAAACACUCGUGGACUAUUACUAAGUAUCCGGCCUUCAUAACAGUGGGGACAAGGACUUUUACUGGCAUUGAAAACGGAAACUAUCAUGAUGGCAGUCUUUGGCAGCGCGGGUCGUUUAAUACAAUUUGCUAGGAGCAGCGUCAGUCUGAGUGUCAGGAGACGCUCCACUGCUGCUGCUGCUUUUGCCCAGACUCCAGACACACAGGAGAACAGGAAACCUAAGACGGGCAUCUUGAUGCUGAACAUGGGAGGACCGGAGAAACUAUCAGACGUUCAUGACUUCCUGCGGCGGCUCUUCAUGGACACAGACCUGAUUCAGCUGCCUGUACAGAAACAGCUCGGCCCGCUCAUCGCUAGGCGACGGACUCCAAAGAUCCAGGAGCAGUACAGUAAAAUCGGGGGGGGCUCGCCCAUCAAACACUGGACCUCCAUGCAGGGGGAGGGCAUGGUGAAGCUGCUGGACGAGAUGAGCCCUGACACGGCUCCUCACAAGUUCUACAUCGGUUUCCGGUACGUUCACCCGCUGACGGAGGAAGCCAUCGAGGAGAUGGAGAAGGACGGAGUGGAGAGAGCGGUGGCCUUCACGCAGUAUCCUCAGUACAGCUGCUCCACCACAGGCAGCAGUCUGAACGCCAUCUACCGUUACUACAGCAACAGAGUAGACAGUCCAAAGAUGCGCUGGAGCGUCAUCGACCGUUGGCCCACACACCCUCUGCUGGUGGAGUGUUUUGCAGAACACGUCAAAAACGAGCUGCUGAAGUUUCCAGAGGACAAGAGAGACGACGUCGUCAUUCUGUUCUCCGCACACUCGCUUCCUAUGGCUGUGGUAAACAGAGGUGACCCGUACCCUCAGGAGGUGGGGGCCACAGUUCAGAGAGUCAUGGAGAGACUGGGGCACUGUAACCCUUACAGACUGGUGUGGCAGUCCAGGGUGGGGCCCAUGCAGUGGCUCGGCCCCCAGACGGACGAUGUGAUUAAAGGCCUGUGUGAGCGAGGGAAGAAGAACAUCCUGCUGGUGCCCAUCGCCUUCACCUCGGACCACAUCGAGACCCUGCACGAGCUGGACAUCGAGUAUGGACAGGUGCUGGGGCAGGAGUGUGGGGUGGAGAACAUCAGGAGAGCAGAGUCGUUGAAUGGAAACCCUCUGUUUAUGGAGGCUCUGGCUGACCUGGUCAACUCCCACCUGAAGUCCAACAUGUCCUGCUCCCGUCAGCUGACCCUCCGCUGCCCCAUGUGCACCAACCCCACCUGUGGAGAGACCAAGGCCUUCUUCGCCAACCAGACGCGCUCAUAGAAAAACACACGCACGCACGCACGCACGCACGCACACACACACACACACACGCGCACUGGUGCCCAUCCAGCAGCAAUCUACCUGUAAAGAAACUAAGGACUUCUUCAAUAACAGAAAACUCACACACACCGUCUCACCAGAUAAAGUGUCAGUAAAUAAUUGUAGAAAAAUGACAUGAGGAAAUGGACGUUGAGACGUUUGUACCUACAUGCUAGACGGGAGGAGUUGAACCACUGCAAGUACCUUACCUUAAGGGAGAAGUCUGUAAUAUAUAUAUAUAUAUAUAUAUAUAUAUAUAUAAUAAAUGACAAACAAUACCAUCUGAUUUGCAAAUGUGUGAAUAGUAUCAAUAAAACACAAAAUGCUAAAAACUAAUAUCUGCCCUGAACACUCACCUCAGAGUAAGAAUCUUGACCCGGUGCACCGCGCAUUAAAUCAAACAUCCAUUUAAGGAUUUGCAUUAAUGGUAAAUCUGACACUCUGCAUAACUUGCUUGCAUUUAUUUCAUCAAAGUUACCCAAAAAAGCACUAUUUCUUUUUUGUUUUUCACAUUUUAUUUUAUUGCAGCUCGCUUGGUAACAUUCCUCUCGCUAAGCCCCUGCACAACCCCAUCAGAGACCCUGUUUCUCUUCACUCUGGUGCUCAAUGAAUAACAGAAGGCCAUGAAGACAUCCCCACUCCCAGUGGCCCCCACCCUCCGCUCGGUGCUGCUUAAAACACUGCUGCCUGUUUAAUAUUUAAGUAAAACAAUAUUAUUGAACUUCCUGAAUUUAUCCUGCAUCCAUUCUCUGUUGGUGCUGUGUAUGCCGACUGCAGCUGAAGUCAGGUUUAAAAGCAGUGUGGGUCUCUCAGGGUGUUAUGAAAUAACUAUGGAGUCUUGUGAGAGGGUUUACAAGCUAUGACAUGUUGCUACACAUUUCUUAAAGUGUUUAUUUUUAUACGCUUUUUGCCUGCUGACAUUUUGACCGCUUCUAGCCUUCCCUAAUGAUACAUUUAAAAACAAAACUGAGGAAUUCACUUAUCUACAUGUGCAGCACACAAAAGCAAACGCAUCAUUUUAAAAUGUGUGUUUUGCAGUGAAAAUAGGAUGAUCAUAUUGGGUGGGUGCCGGUUCCUAAACCUCAGAAAUGCACAAAUGAACUGCAGCUAGAAUUAUGAAUAGAAAUGAAAUGCAUCAGGCGUUAAAAGUGCUAUUGAUGAUGAUGAUGAUGAUGAAGAGCAUGUGGAAGGAAGUGCCACUGGUUUUGAAGUACAUAUAAAUGGAUGAUUGUUCGUAGGCCUUGACGUUAACGGGAAGUUCACAAGCAGUCUCAGAUAUGUUGCAGAUGAAAACGCACAUGGCUUGAGUUUUAAAUGCUGAUUUCCAAAACAUAUGUAAGUGAAGGCUGUGUAUUAAAAUGUCUGGAAGAUGAAAUAAUAUUUUCUAUAAGCCGUACAGUUACAUUUUCAGAUAGUAGGUCAGAAAGGGAAGAAGUAAUUUUUGAUGCAUUGCAGAAAAAGCGUUAAAGAACUUAAAACUACAAAUUGAAUUGUCCUUGAACAGCACGUUUUGUUUAAAACAAUAUCCUGUUGAGGAGUAGCACAGAUACAGUAAGGGUUUACAGUUCUUUUUCCAAUUGAGUUUGGAUAAGAUAUGCCUAAUCUCAAUGUAGAUGUUUUUGCCAAAGCUCCAAAAAUGUCUUGAAAGGUUUGAUCCCAUCUGCUGUCACAUUCAGGCUAAGGCAACCUAACAACGUUUAAAAAAACGUUAGUACUCCUUACCUCGACCAUCGUAAUGUGCCUUUUACACUGGCUACAAGACAUACUGGACUGGUGCUUUAUGUACAUUUUUACGUCUGAAAAUCCUCCUGAAAUUCGAACUCAGAUGCUCCUGCUGUGGAACUGGUCAGGAAACGCAAUUUCCAAACUGUUGUAAAUGAAUUCUGACCUGUACAAGUCCAGCAGAAAAAGCAAGCUAAUUAAUGAGGACGGGCUAGCUAGCCAAAUGUUGGCAAACGGAAAACAUCCUUUCUGCAAAGUCUUCAUCCCGAGGAGUUUUUGCGUGAAUAAAUAUUAGAGGACGGUAGAUUGAUUUAAAUAUGUUGCAUGCUGUACACUCUGCAUACAACAACAACAACAAUACUCCCUUGCUAGCUUGUUAACUUCUGCACAUUACUUCCGCACUUCUUCCUUUAGCUCACCAGUUUGUGUAACUCCAGUCCCAGGAUAAAUGUUGAUUUACAUAUUUUAAAUUGACAGGAGCUCCUUCCAGCACCCUAAAUGCCCAACCUUAUAUUUAACUAUGUGAAUAUGGGGAUUUUUUGAUACCAUUGGUUGUCAUUUCUGUGCAAAGCUGCUAGCUCAUCCAAAACGACAAUGACCUAACUAAGCUAAUCUUGCUGUUUUAGGAUACCAUCAAAUCAAGUCAAGACUUAUCUUCAGUUUGAAGCUGAUUUGUGCAGAAAUUGAAUGGUUUUCAGGUCAAAGCAGGAUUAUAUACUAUCGUCUGUGAUGAGUGAUGAGAUUUUCCUCAACCAACAUGUUUUCCCAUUUAUUUUUUGUUAUCCAAUGCCUAUUUAUUUUGACAAUUCAGUGCGAUUAAGAGUUUUGCUAUGUGUUUUUCUGUGUUGAGCUGUGUUUGCGUUGUACAUAAUACAUAACAAAGAUGCUGGCUUUGUUGCAUUUAUGUUGUUUCUUUGGUCGCACAAAUCAUUGUCUCUGCUGUUUGAAAUGUUGUUUUUUUUAUAUGCAAGAGGUAUCAUAUUAGCAGUGUGAUGACGCAUAACAACAAGUCUUCCUUUAAAAUAAAUAUAAUUUUAAAAAGCAA
This is a messenger RNA of Trematomus bernacchii (emerald rockcod), 4196 nucleotides long. RefSeq names its product ferrochelatase (gene fech). Gene Ontology annotation, biological process: heme biosynthetic process. NCBI's taxonomy places the organism in Eukaryota, Metazoa, Chordata, Actinopteri, Perciformes, Nototheniidae. The record is from RefSeq and is a predicted model, not a curated record. The transcript has 11 exons. The coding region runs from base 182 to 1390 and encodes 402 amino acids. Gene Ontology annotation, molecular function: protoporphyrin ferrochelatase activity.